Phragmites australis (common reed) is the source of this 1370-nucleotide messenger RNA. RefSeq lists its product as uncharacterized. NCBI's taxonomy places the organism in Eukaryota, Viridiplantae, Streptophyta, Magnoliopsida, Poales, Poaceae. Gene Ontology annotation, molecular function: double-stranded DNA binding. Gene Ontology annotation, biological process: DNA topological change. The transcript is spliced from 4 exons. Bases 25 to 1296 code for a protein of 423 amino acids. The record is from RefSeq and is a predicted model, not a curated record.
CGAGCCUUACGUCCAGUUUACUGCAUGCACAUGCAGAUGCUCUCGAUCUCUUACGUGACCUGUCCUGGUCGGUGUUUGGAAACCUCCGCUCCGCAGCUGAAUAAGUACCGGGGCAGUAUAUACGUAGUUGUUAGGCUUAGACCACAUUGUCCAUCGACGAUCUCCUCUGCUCUUGGAUCUUGGUGGGAAUCCAUCGUCACCAUGGGCAGCCUGAGCAAGCAGAAUGGCCUCAACCAUCUACCAUCUUUCCUCCUUGGGGCGCUCCUGCCCACUCUCCUGCUCUUCUUCCUGGCUUCUCAUAGGGUGGGUGAGCAACUGAGUUUGGGAAAAGGGCAUCUGUUGAUGAAGAUCCCAGCUGAAGAACAGGAGGCUAAUCUCACAAGUGACGGCUGGGCACCUGGUGGAGAAGAGGUACUUUUGGCUAGAGAGAGAGACAAGUUUCCGGGCCUAGUCGAGCUGCUGCCGCAGGUGGCGACGGACGACCGGACGGUGAUCAUCACGUCGGUGAACGAGGCGUGGGCGCGGCCCAACUCGCUCCUCGACCUCUUCCGCGAGAGCUUCCGGAACGGCGAGGGCAUCGAGCACCUGCUGAACCACACCCUCAUCGUCGCCUUCGACGCCGGCGCGUUCGACCAUUGCAGGGCCGUGCACCCCCACUGCUACCUCCUCGAGAUGAAGGGCAUGAACCUCAGCUCCGCCAACCGGUUUCUCACCAAGGGCUAUCUCGAGCUUGUCUGGACCAAGCUCUCGCUCCAGCAGCGCGUCCUCGAGCUCGGCUACAACUAUCUCUUCACGGAUGUGGACGUGAUGUGGCUGCGCGACCCGUUCCGGCACAUCAACCUGUUCGCCGACGUGACCAUGUCUUGCGACUAUUUCUACGGCGACGCCGAGUCACUCAAGAACUCGCCCAACACCGGCUUCUACUACGUGAAGUCGACGAACCGGACAGUCGAGAUGCUACGGUACUGGCGGGCGGCGCGGUCGCGGUUCCCUCCGCACCAUGACCAGAAGAUCUUCGACAACAUCAAGCACGAGCUCGCCGCCGAGCUGGGCGUCAGGAUCGCGUUCCUCGAGACUGCGCUCUUCGACACCUUCUGCGAGUUACACGGCGGCGGGAUGGAGAGGGUGUGCACGAUGCACGCCAACUGCUGCAUCGGGCUGGAGAACAAGAUGCACGACCUGAGGAACGUGAUCGAGGACUGGAAGAACUACACGCGCCUGACGCCGGCGGAGAAGAAGACCGGGAAGGUCAGGUGGAGGUUCCCUGCCAAGUGCAAAGAAUCGCUGAGAGCCUGAGACGGUACCGAUCGAUCAUCAAUCUGCAGGCCGGUAGUCCAUAAACAAUAUUAUACUAUGUAAAAUUUGGUUAC